Messenger RNA from Drosophila obscura, 2655 nucleotides. RefSeq names its product H(+)/Cl(-) exchange transporter 7 (gene ClC-b). The coding region runs from base 52 to 2514 and encodes 820 amino acids. The record is from RefSeq and is a predicted model, not a curated record. The transcript has 9 exons. NCBI's taxonomy places the organism in Eukaryota, Metazoa, Arthropoda, Insecta, Diptera, Drosophilidae. Gene Ontology annotation, cellular component: intracellular membrane-bounded organelle; lysosomal membrane. Gene Ontology annotation, molecular function: voltage-gated chloride channel activity. Gene Ontology annotation, biological process: chloride transport; transmembrane transport.
UCGAUACUAUCGAUAGUGCCCUCGAAGGUUUGGCAAUAAUAAUUUGUAAUAAUGGACGAUGCGAAAACUUUAAUUAGUUUAGACCAAGAAAGCACCGACGACGAUGAACCAAUUGUAACGAAAGUGCCAGAAAAGAGUUUGCCAACGCCAACAAAUCACCUUGCAGAUAUCCUAAAUGAUAAUGUUCCAACAACGAGUAGUACAGGUGUCCGCGUAGGUAAUAACAAUUCGGGGACUUUGAAGCCCGGUAAAGACGACGGCGACGACGACGUACCCGCGUUGCUAGAUCACACCCCCUCAUACUCAGGCAAUGCAUUCAAUGGAAACUUGCCAGCUAAUGGUCGUGAUAACGCCGAAUCGGAACCCAUUUUCCGCGUAAGGUCUCGAACGGCAGCAUCAUCGACUCCCAAUUAUGAGAGCUUGGACUAUGAAGUCUGCGAAAAUACGCUAUUUCAAGACGAACAACGAAAGAGCCUUACGGAGCGGUUCUCACUGCGGAAGGAUAUCAUACGAUGGAUCAUAUUCAUACAAAUUGGCAUCAUCACAGCGCUUAUUGCCUGCGCCAUAGACAUUAUCAUCGAAGAACUCUCCGAACUGAAGUACAUGUUCCUCAUGAACUCCGUCGAGAGCAAUGUUCCAAAGAGCGAUUUUACGGGCGGCGAUUUAGUUGUGCCAUUCCUCUACUGGCUUCUAUUGAGCGUCGUGCCCGUGGCUUUUGGAGCUGCCAUGGUUACAUACAUUGAACCCAUAACGGCGGGCAGUGGCAUUCCGCAGGUGAAGAGCUACCUCAAUGGCGUGAAAAUACCACGUAUUGUGCGCAUCAAAACCCUGGCCGUGAAGGCUAUUGGGGUGAUCACCUCGGUGGUCGGCGGUUUGGCUGGCGGCAAGGAGGGGCCAAUGAUACACGCCGGCGCUGUUGUAGCCGCUGGCAUAUCGCAGGGAAAAAGCACCACAUUCGUAAAGGAUUUCCGUGUCUUUAAGGCCUUCAGGGAUGACCACGAGAAGCGAGACUUUGUCCUUGGAGGCGGCGCUGCUGGAGUUUCGGCCGCUUUUGGCGCCCCCAUUGGCGGUAUGCUGUUCUCGUUGGAAGAAGCAGCCAGCUUCUGGAACCAAAAUCUCAUCUGGCGCACUCUCGUUGCCUCAAUCAUUAGCGUCUUUACGCUGAACCUUGUCUUGUCCACAUAUCACGGCGCAAACGAUUUCACCUUCACAGGCCUCUUCAAUUUGGGAAAGUUCGAUCAGCCGCUGAAAUUUGACUAUUUUGAGCUGCCGAUCUUCAUGCUGCUGGGCGUAACCGGAGGCCUACUGGGGGCCGCCUGGAAUUCGCUGAAUACAAAAAUCAACAAAUUUAGGAAACGUUACAUUCCGUGGAAGCUCGGCAAGGUGUGCGAAGCCGUUGUGGUGGCCAUGCUGGGUGUCACGCUGGCAUGCACGAUGAUCUAUUUUAUCAACGAUUGUCGUCCGCUGGGCAACGAUCCAACCAUCCAUCCAGUUCAGCUGUUCUGCGAGGACAAUGAAUACAAUGCUGUGGCUGCACUCUGGUUUCAAACGCCCGAAGCCACAGUCCGAUCUCUUUUCCAUGAUCCACCAGGAUCCCACCAAAUCCUCACUCUGGCCGUGUUCGCGCUCGUCUAUUAUGUGCUUUCGUGUGCCACCUUUGGCCUCAACGUCUCCCUUGGCGUCUUCAUACCAACAGCUUUAGUAGGCGCUGCCUGGGGACGUCUCUUAGCCAUGGUCACGUUCUAUUUAUUUCCUGAAACUGAAUUUUUGCAUCCUGGAAAAUAUGCUUUGAUUGGAGCUGCCGCCAAUCUGGGUGGAGUGCUACGCAUGACCAUCAGCUUGUCGGUUAUCCUGAUGGAAACAACUGGCGUGGAGACGUCAUUCUUUUUCCCCCUGAUCAUUGCGCUCAUCAGUGCCAAAUGGGUGGGCGACUACUUCAACGAGGGCAUCUACGACACCCAAAUCGAAGUGAAUCACGUGCCCAUGCUGCCUUGGGAGCCGCUGCCCCAAUAUAAAGGCCUGAAAGCACGCGAAAUAUUGAGCAGUCCUGUGGUUUGCAUCAAGCUGCGGGACAGCGCCCAUUACAUCUACAAUAUGCUGAAGAAAUGCGAUCACAAUGGUUUUCCCGUCGUGGAUGACGUGCAGGGUGUUCGUCGCUCUGAGGGUCGCGUCUGUGGCAUUGUUUUGCGUUCGCAGUUAAUUGUCAUCCUGUUAAAGUCUCUGUAUGUGGAGAACAGUCAUUUCUGGCUGCCAAAUACUUCAAUACAAACGUUUCGAGAUGUCUAUCCGCGGUACCCAUCUAUUAAGAGCGUGCGCAAACUGGAUGAUAAAAUUAAUUACACAGUGGACCUCUCCAUGUUCAUGAAUCCAUCACCAGUGCGCGUCAAUGCGCACGACUCGGUGCCCAGGAUCUUUCAAAUCUUUCGUGCCUUGGGCCUGCGCCAUAUGCUGGUCAUCAACAACAAGAAUCGCAUUGCUGGCAUUAUAACACGGCGCGACUUCAUUUACAAGUGAUGAAGUUUGGAGUAUGCAUUUGUAUUUAAUACAAUGUUUUUUUAAUUUUGUGUAUCGAAUACUGCUACCCAAAUGUACUGUGCGCGUUCAUUUUAUUUUAAGGUAUAACUAUGUCCAAUAAACUUUUAUAUUUCUUUGUAA